AUGCAGGGACCCGUUACCUGGACCUAUCGCACCAUUAAGAAACAGAUUCAGAAGAACAAGUCCUCGGCCUCAACAGAGCAGUCGCAACCAUCAAAUAAAGCGUCGAAGCAGUCAUGUCCCCACAGACCGGCUGCCGAACCAGAUGCUCCGAAGUGUGAGAUCUGCGCCGCAGAGAAGAGUGCCGCGCGAAAGUAUCGAUGGAAGCUGCUUCUCCUGCUGCUUCCCGGCUUCUUCACCUCCAGUCUGGACUUGACCGUCGUUGCGACUGCCCUGCCAUUCAUGGCCUCGCAUUUCGACAAGUUCAAUCAACUCAACUGGAUUGUCACAGCGUUCACACUCACAGAUACCGCCUUCAUCCCCAUCUUUGGCCAGCUUGCCGACAUCUUCGGUCGAUUCGCAGCUCUCGAGUUCGCUGUCGUCACAUUGACCAUUGGCAGCGUACUAUGUGCCGCUGCUCCGGUCUGGGCAGUCCUACUGCUCGGCCGAGCCUUGCAGGGUGUCGGUGCUGCAGGCAUGACCAACGUUUCAAUGAUCAUCCUUGCCGACCAAGUUUCUCUUCGAGAGCAAGCAAUCAACACUAGUAUCUUCCAACUAUUGAACGGCAUCGGCUACAGUGUUGGUCCUGUCAUUGGUGGUUAUCUUACCAAUGCCAGUUGGCGCUACACAUUUGUGCUUUGCGCCGGCAUGAGUGCAGUGAGUUCCUUCACGAUCGUCUUCUUGAGGCAUGACCUCAAAGCCGGACAAGUCUCGCUGUUUGACGCAGGGUCGUGGCUUCCUCGAUUGGAUGCUCUGAUUUCUGGUUGCGCCAGCCUAGACCUUGGAGGAGCCUUCUUAUUCAUUGCUGGUGUCGCUCUCAUCAUCCUCGGUACGUCUUGGGGCGGCUCGAGCUACCCUUGGUCAUCUGCUGGUGUUAUAGCGCCACUUGUUAUUGGAGCUGUCCUCUUCAUUGGCUUCAUCAUCUACGAGAAGCUCCUGGAGCCUGGAAAACCUUUGGCAAGACUCUUCCCCAGGACUAAAGCCAUGGUGCCAUUCGACAUCCUUCUAGAGAAGGAUGUUGCUCUCGUUUGCGUCAUUGCCGCUGCGACAGGCGCUGCCAUGUACUCGGCAUUCUACUUCAUCGGCAUCUACUUUACCCUAGUGGAAGGUUAUGAAUCAGGCGAAUCCGGCCUCCAGCUGCUCUACUAUGUUCCUGGUCUAGGUGUUGGCGUUUAUGCCGCGAUGUUCAUGUGUAACGUCAAUCCCCGCCAGACGUUCUGGCCAUUGUUGCUCGGUUCCGUUGUUGAGACUGCCGGUCUCUCUGCCCUAACUUAUGCCACCAAAAAUGCAGACCACACGUUGGUCAAUGCCAUGAUGGCUAUUGCUGGGUUUGGUACUGGCAUUCGAUUAAUGCCGGAAAGUCUCCACCUGGCAGGGAUGUUCCGCAACAGGCUUGCCCCAGCGUAUAGUAUGCUCCGCUUCGCCAUGCCUUUCGGCGGCACAUUGGCGCUCACGGUCAUGGGUGCCGUUUUCCAGAACAAGAUGGCUGCCUACUUCGGAAAUCCAGCCGUCUCGCAACAGCUCGGCGUUGGUGGGGAAAGCGUCAAUGUUCACAACACAGCGUCCCUAGAUGCAGUGAACAGAGCCCCACCUGAGGUCCAGGAAGCUAUCCGUUCGACUGGCGCAGAUGCGGUCAUGUGGGCCUUCAUCUCCAUCAUGCCUUUCAUCGGUCUAGCUCUGCUUGCCAAUCUCUUCUUGGGCAAUGUGUGGAUCUCGAAAAGCGAGAAGGCUAGAGAUGUCGAGGGCUAUGCAAGACCUGAAAGCUCAGAUACAGCAGCUGACUUGAUACGGCAACAACGUACUGUUGUGCAGCGAGAUGGUCUGCCCGACAUAUUGAGUGGCGUUUAUCUCCGUGCUUUGUUCACUGGUACUGUCAAGUCCAAGAUGCACUCCGGACCAUCAGAGAUCGAUUUGUAUGUAAAUGAACGAGAGCAGAGCGAUCACAAGAUGGAAGCAAUCCAGCGCAAGGGGCCGGCGUCGAUGGAGGGCUAG
Molecule: messenger RNA, 2028 nt
Organism: Cyphellophora europaea CBS 101466
Lineage: Eukaryota; Fungi; Ascomycota; Eurotiomycetes; Chaetothyriales; Cyphellophoraceae
Exons: 1
Coding region: 1-2028 (675 amino acids)
Biological process (GO): transmembrane transport; basic amino acid transport
Cellular component (GO): fungal-type vacuole membrane
Molecular function (GO): basic amino acid transmembrane transporter activity
Source: RefSeq, a predicted model, not a curated record